Sinocyclocheilus rhinocerous is the source of this 5159-nucleotide messenger RNA. It is a transcript of the gene thsd7ab, whose product is annotated as thrombospondin, type I, domain containing 7Ab. The transcript is spliced from 29 exons. Lineage: Eukaryota; Metazoa; Chordata; Actinopteri; Cypriniformes; Cyprinidae. Bases 288 to 5078 code for a protein of 1596 amino acids. The record is from RefSeq and is a predicted model, not a curated record.
GGAGGGGAGAUGCAGCGUCAGUCAGCUGCAGUAGGCAGAGGACAGCGGCAGCAGUAGCAGCAGUGGCUGCCGUUCUCUAUUGUUCAGCCAGAACGUUCUCCUUUCCUCUCCAGCCAACCAGAGGAGCAGAAGCCCAGGAGGUCCGCUACAUGCACCGUUCCUUCGGGGAACACUAACUGAAGAGGCACACAAACUCUUUCAGUCUGUGCGACUGAACUUCUUUCUCUGCUCUCGUUGGUUUUUUUUUUCCUCCCGACCGAGUGGAUUUUACGCGACUCAGGGGAGCCAUGGGAUUUGGGGUUAGGGGUGCAAGGACAGCGUUCCUGUGUUUAUGGAGGUUAUUUUUACUGAUCUGUGGAAUCCGGACCGCUUUCACCCAAACGUCAGAAGACGGGAAGUCGCUGUACUUCUGGGAGACAGGUCCGUGGGGCAGAUGUAUGGGCAGCGAGUGCGGUCCAGGAGGCAGUCAGAGUCGGGCGGUGUGGUGCGCUCAUGUGGAAGGCUGGACCACCCUUCACACCAACUGCCUUCAGUCCACACGGCCGGCCAACCAACAGAGCUGCUUCCGUGUCUGCGACUGGCACAAGGACCUGUACGACUGGCGGCUGGGCACGUGGAACCAGUGCGUUCCCAUAUCGCUGCGCACUGGCCGCACGGGCAUUUGCUUGCAGGGCGAAGAGGGCAUCCAGACGCGGGAGGUGAACUGUGUGCUCAAGGCGGACGGCUCGACUGCGGACCACGCCAUCUGUGAGUACUUUGAGCCCAAACCCCGGCAGGAACAGGCCUGUUUAAUUCCUUGCCCUCAAGACUGUGUGGUGACCGAGUUCACCCCAUGGACCACGUGCUCCAAGACCUGCGGGCUGGGCCUGCAGAACCGCGUCCGCUCCGUCGUGGAGCCGCCGCUGUUCGGUGGGCUUCCUUGCCCCAAUCUGACGGAGUUCCAGACGUGCGCGCCGAGGGCCUGCGAGGGCAGAGAGACGGUGUUCAGUCUGAAAGUGGGCGGAUGGAGCGAGUGCAAGCUGCCUUUUUUAGCAUCACCUCCGACCUCCUCUGCCGCCCCCUCACGCACCGCCCGCCAAGCCCGCCGGCGGAAAGGCAAAGAGAGGAAAGGGAACCGAGACCCGGAGAUGCGCGAGCUCAUCAAGAGCAAAAGGAACCGCAACAGGCUGAAUCGACUAGAGGACGACCUCUGGAAUAUGGAAAUAGGCUACCAGUCUCGGCAAGUAGUGUGUGUGCAUCGAAACGGAAGCACGGUGUCUCUCAGCCAGUGUCCCCACUGGAGUCUGCCAGAGACGUACCAGUCCUGCCUGAUGCCCAAAGACUGUGUGGUCAGUGAAUGGAGCUCGUGGGGCUCCUGCUCAAAGACCUGCUCGGACCCCAGUGUUCCUCAGGGCUCACUCUCCCGCAGCAGACAGCUGAUACGGCUUCCUACCAGAGGAGGGUCCGAGUGUCCCCAGCUGGAGGAGAGCCAGGCCUGUGAACCUGAAGGGGACGGGGUGCUGCCCUGCGCUGCAGGAAACAUUGUUGCUCAGAAGUUGCUCUUUCGUAACUCAAAUGAUAUAAUGUGGUUCCUAGUAAGCCUGUCAUUGAAGUUUCAGUUUCAGAAGUUUCAGAAAGGUCAGUCUUCAAACGGCCAGAUGCCUAGUGUCCCUCCCCUCCUGUCUAUCAGCUAUGAGAUCUCAGCAUCACAACCCGUAGACGUUCGGCUCUGCAAGGGAACGACUCCGAGUACCACGCAGCUGUGUCACAUCCCGUGCCCUGUGGAGUGUGAAGUGUCCCCGUGGGGCGCCUGGGGGCCCUGCACCUUUGAGAAUUGCGAUGAACGCGUCGUGAAGAAAGGUUUCAAGUUCAGACGACGUACGAUCACUAAUUACCCCACGGGUGGCGAGGGGAACUGUCCUCAUCUGGUGGAGGCCAUCCCGUGUGAUGAUCCCAGCUGUUUUAGCUGGCAGCUGGUCAAGCUAGAGGAGUGUAUCCCAGAGGAAGACAUGGACUGUGGAGAGGGAACACAGACUCCACAGGUCCGCUGCGUCAACAGUGAAGGUACCGAGGUGGAGAAGGAGAUGUGUGUGGAUGAGGUCUACCCUUCAUCUGUGCCCUGUUUGGUUCCCUGCCCUAAAGACUGCGCUCUCAGCCUCUGGACUGAAUGGUCCACCUGCUCCCAGACCUGCUCCAGCAAAACCGCAGAGGGCAAGCAGAUGAGAACCCGAGCCAUACUGGCUUACAAUGCAGGAGAAGGAGGUUCCAGCUGUCCGAACACCAGCGCCCUGCAGGAGGUGCGGAACUGUAAUGAGCAUCCUUGCAUCGUGUAUCACUGGCAGACGGGCCCCUGGGGACAGUGCGUGGAGGACACAACCACAUCCACCCUCAAUACCUCCUCCAGCACAGACAAGUCCACCUGCACCAUGGGCGUGCAAACGCGCAAGGUCAUCUGCGUAAAAGUCAAUGUCGGACAGGUGCCGCCCAAAAAAUGUCCUGAAGCCCCUCGGCCGGAGUCAGUGAGACCCUGUCUGCUGCCCUGCAAGAGAGACUGUAUAGUCACACACUUCAGUAAAUGGACAGAGUGCCCCACUUCCUGUGAAGCAGGUGUGAAUGGGCAGAAGAAUAAACAGUUUCGCUAUCGAGUGAUCAUCCAGAUGCCAGUUAAUGGAGGUCAGGAGUGUCCAGACGUCCUUUAUGAAGAGAAAGACUGUGCGACUCCAUCUGUCUGUCCGGGUUACAGGUGGAAAACGCACAAGUGGCGUAAAUGUCAGCUGGUCCCAUGGAGCAUCCGCAGAGACAGUAAAGGAGCUCAGGAGAACUGUGGCGCUGGAGUCCAAACUAGAGCUAUCUCGUGUAGGCAGCUGGAUGGUACAGUGGCUGAUGUGGUUCAGUGUCUGAAGUUUGCCAGCAGCAUGCCGGUUAUGAGCCAGCCCUGCCAGUUACCGUGCCGAGACGACUGCCAGCUCACCAACUGGUCCAAGUUCUCUCCUUGCACCUCGGACUGCGUAGGGGUCCGUACGCGGAGGAGAGCUCUCAUGGGAAAAAGCAAGAAGAAGGACAAGUGUAAGAACAGCCAGAUGUACCCGCUGAGCGAGACCCAGUACUGCCCCUGUGACAAAUACAGCGCCCAGCCGGUGGGAAACUGGUCUGAUUGCAUCCUGCCCGAGGGCCGCGUGGAGAACGCUGCAGGCAUGACGGUGCAGGGAGACGUGAAGGAGUGUGGACAGGGCUACCGCUACCAGGCCAUGGUGUGCUACGACCAGGACAACAGGCUUGUGGCGACUUCACGCUGUAACAGUCACGGGUAUAUCGAGGAGGCCUGCAUCGUCCCCUGCCCGUCUGAUUGUAAACUCAGCGAAUGGUCCAACUGGUCACGCUGCAGUAAAUCCUGUGGCAGCGGGGUCAAAGUUCGCUCAAAAUGGCUCAGAGAAAAGCCUUACAAUGGAGGAAGACCCUGCCCAAAACUGGACCACCUUAACCAGGCACAGAUGUAUGAGGUGGUCCCGUGCGUCAGUGACUGCAGUCAGUAUAUCUGGGUAGCUGAACCCUGGAGCGUGUGGAAGGUCAGUAACGUGGAUCUAAAGGAGAACUGUGGCGAGGGCGUUCAGACCAGAAGAGUCAGGUGUAUGUUGAACACAGUGGACGGUCCCACUGAUGCGGUGGAGGACUAUCUGUGUGAUCCAGAGGAGAUGCCACAGGGCACGAGGGAGAGCCGCCUGCCCUGUCCCGAGGACUGUGUGCUGUCCGACUGGAGCCCCUGGACCCCAUGUGACCUGCCGUGUUCUGGAAGAGGAGAUCGGGAACAAGGCUUAGACUGGAGCACAUGCCAAUUAAGUGCCAGCGCUGUGUGUGGAAUCGGUCUCAAGACGAGGAUGCUGGACUGCGUUAGAAGUGACGGCAAAUCUGUUGACCUCAAGUACUGCGAGGAGCUGCGCUUAGAGAAGAAAUGGCAGAUGAAUGCUUCCUGUACGGUGGAGUGUCCAGUCAACUGCCAGCUCUCUGAUUGGUCAGCAUGGUCAGACUGCUCACAGACCUGUGGCCUUGAAGGGAAGAUGUGGCGCAGACGGACGGUGGUUGAGGCGUCUCAGGGGGACGGCAGGCCGUGUCCGUCUCAGAUGGAGCAGUGGAAGCCGUGUCCUGUGAGACCCUGUUACAGAUGGCAGUACGGCCCGUGGUCCGAGUGCCGUGUUGAGGAGGUGGUGUGUGGGGUGGGCCUGCGUUUCCGGAACCUGUCGUGCUUUGUAUCAGACGGCUCCGGCGAUGGGAAGAGCAGCAUUGUAGAGGAAGAGCUCUGUGCUGGAUUGGAGCAGGCCGUCGAUGGAGAUAAGAAUAUUGUUCUGGAGGAGACCUGCACCUUACCCUGCCCUGGUGACUGUUACCUGAUGGAGUGGUCCGACUGGAGCCCGUGUCAGAGUGUGUGUGUGAAGGGCCAGCAUUUGGACUUCACUCCGGUGCAGGUCCGUUCACGUGCGGUCAUCGCGCAGGAGCCGGAGAACAUCGCUCAGUGCCCCGAUCAGGAGUGGCAGACCCGGCCCUGCAGCAAUGGGGAGUGUUAUGAGUACCAGUGGAUGGGCAAUCCUCAGCUGAUCUGGUGUCAGCGCUCGGAUGGAAUAAACGUCACAGGUGGAUGCCCUCCAGCUCUACUGCCAGGGACGGACCAGUCAUGUGAUCCACCUUGUGACAAACCACAGUCAUUUUGCUCAGAGGAGGGCGUAUGUAUGUGCGAGGAGGGCUAUACCGAGGUGCUGACGGCCGAGGGGAUGCUAGAGCAAUGUACACCUAUCCCUGUGCUCGAAAUCCCCACUGCAGGGGACAAGAAAGCUGACGUGAAGACCAGCCGGGCCAUCAACCCCACCCUGCCCACCACGGUACAGCCUGGCCGCGCCGGACGCACCUGGUACCUGCAACCCUUUGGACCUGAUGGAAAGCUGAAGACGUGGGUGUACGGCGUGGCUGCAGGUGUUUUUGUCCUCCUGGUAUUUAUAGUGUCAAUGAUUUACCUCGCAUGCAAAAAGCCAAAGAAACCUCAGCGAAGACAAAAUAAUAAUCGCUUGAAACCCUUGACCCUGGCAUACGACGGAGAUGUGGACAUGUAGCCCUUCUUGGAAAACUAACAUCAUGAAAAAUGUCAUCAGCAAAUGGUUGAAUCUCGUGAAAACAUGUCCAGGUCGCAUUAU